UACAUCCGGAGCUGCAUCAUGCUGGGAAGGAUGCCCAACUUGAUGCUGAUGUCCAAAGACAGCCUUUAUUCCCAGCUGCCCACAGACACCUUCACCAUGCCGUCCUACGCCAGGCGAAUUUCCACGGCGACGCCUUACAUGAACGGGGAAACGGCCACCAAGUGUCUUUGGACGAUCAGCGGGACGCUGAGGAUCAGGAUCCUCUGCGCUACCUACGUCAAUGUAAACAUCAGAGACAUAGACAAGAUCUACGUGAGGACCGGGAUAUACCACGGUGGGGAGCAGAUGUGUGACAAUGUCAACACUCAACGUGUGCCCUGCUCAAAUCCACGGUGGAACGAGUGGCUGAACUACGACAUGUUCGUUACGGAAAUCCCCAGAGCUGCUCGACUCUGCCUCUCCAUCUGCUCCGUGAAAGGAAGGAAGGGAGCUAAAGAGGUUAGCAAAGACACACCAAAUCCUAACGUCAUCACUUGGUGA
Cyprinodon variegatus (sheepshead minnow) is the source of this 480-nucleotide messenger RNA. RefSeq names its product phosphatidylinositol 4,5-bisphosphate 3-kinase catalytic subunit alpha isoform-like. The transcript is spliced from 3 exons. The annotation marks the transcript as partial. The record is from RefSeq and is a predicted model, not a curated record. NCBI's taxonomy places the organism in Eukaryota, Metazoa, Chordata, Actinopteri, Cyprinodontiformes, Cyprinodontidae.